AAAAGAAACAGUUAAAAAAGAGGAGAGCACCCGCCCACCACCACCCCUCUUAACAGCGCGGGUCGCUACUAAACUUACAGUACAUGGUUACAAUACGGACUCUCUCGGACGAGCUACUUGUUAAAGUAUUUGGCUACCUCUCCCCUGUGGAGUUGGUGGGUCAAACCCCUCUAGUCUGCAGGAAAUGGAGGAACCUCUCCUACGACUCUAAAGUAUGGGACACCUUGGAUCUUCACCAUCAUCACGAGGUAUCUGAGAACCAGCUCAGGAGAAUAGUGUGGCUUCACUGCUCCACAAGGAAACUAAUUCUCAGAUACAGGAGGGACUUGAGUGAGAGAAGCAUGAUUUGGUGCGUGUUUCAUCUCAAGAACCUGAGAGCGCUGGAUCUGAGCCAUUGUCCACAGGUUAAUUCCAGAAUUGUUAGUACCAUUGUCCAAUUCUGUAAGAAACUGAGACAUCUCAAUGUGAACGGGUGUACUGGAUUCGAUAACGAGUGUGUUCUCAUUCUAACAGGAUGCAGGAAAUUGAGACAUCUGAAUUUCUCGGAGUGUGAGACUGUUACAGAUUUCGGAGUAAACGCUAUGACAUCCUUUCUACCAAAACUUAAUUCAGUUCUAUGUGAUGGAGUGUUGUCUUUACAUGACGAAGUUAUUGAGAUGAUAGUUACUAAAAAGUGCAACACGAUUACAGAUCUUCAGCUCGAUGGGGGCAAUUUGACUGACGAGGGUGUCGAGAUGUUAUCUGAGCUACGGUAUCUACGAAGACUGCGUAUUCAGUACUGUGACAAUCUAACUGACGACGCUAUCCUUGACUUCCACAGUCUCCUAUACUUAGAAGAGUUGUCUCUGACUCGAGCUCAUUCCUUCUCCACUACCGGGUUUGUUGGAGCCUUCUCCAGACCUCAUCAUUUCAUGAGAAUAGUGGAAAUCACCGAGUGCAGCGGGCUGGACGAUGUGAGUCUGACAGCUAUUGGUAGGAGUUGUCCCAACCUAACUGAUCUGAACAUUUCCUGGUGCAGGAAUGUUACGGACGAUGGUAUGAUCUGCUUCUUGGAGAGAGUCUCUCAACUUCAGGUACUAAAACUACAGAGCGUCCCAAAGUUGUGUGACUUGGUGGCCCUAAUCCCCCUCUACACCCCCUCCCUAGCCCAUCUGAACGUAAUAUCCUGCUCUCGUAUCCGAGAGGAGGACCUGCUCGCUGUGGCUGCUCAACUACCUGACUUACAGAUCGCUUAUAACAGAGACCUGGGCUGCUCUCCCAAGACCACCAAGAUGUUAAAGUACUUUGAUCUUAUGUCCCCGAGACAGUUUGCUAUGACUAACAGAUUGCACAGGAUGUCAGGGUCAACUUGAACCAUCUCCCGCUCUGUAAUAAUUGUGUGUUCUUCAAAGAACACAGCUUGACUACCUGAAAGACUACCUGGAGCUACAGAGCUACAGUAAAUGUGAUGCAGCAUGGUAUUGGACUUAAGAUAUCGAUGUUUUUUAAAAUCAGGGAAUGACAUAAAGAUUGCUUUUUUGGACAAUUUACUCAUUCCUUCAGACUUGUUAAUGUUUAUACUUCAAUUGACGUUAAACUCUUUUAAAUACUUUUUAUCAUAUUUUUAUUAUUUAUUUAAUUACUUGAACUUAUUUCUUAAUUUUACUUGAUAUACAAUAACAUUGUGUGCGUUACUUAGCAAAACUUACUUGAAUGUUAGAAUUCCGAACUUAAAGUUAAAAGUGUUGCUUCAAAUCUUUUAUCAAAUCUUUUCUUUAAAUUUGAUUUAAUUCCAUAAACAUAUAAAUUGUACCUGUGGUUCAGAAAAUUAUAGUAGUUAUUUAAAAAGUUAAUUAUGUUGUUUUUUCAAACAAAGAA
Molecule: messenger RNA, 1857 nt
Organism: Bolinopsis microptera
Lineage: Eukaryota; Metazoa; Ctenophora; Tentaculata; Lobata; Bolinopsidae
Product: F-box/LRR-repeat protein fbxl-1-like
Exons: 9
Coding region: 84-1352 (422 amino acids)
Cellular component (GO): cytoplasm
Molecular function (GO): protein binding
Source: RefSeq, a predicted model, not a curated record